Xiphophorus couchianus (Monterrey platyfish) is the source of this 4207-nucleotide messenger RNA. It is a transcript of the gene prima1, whose product is annotated as proline rich membrane anchor 1. The transcript has 4 exons. The coding region runs from base 138 to 797 and encodes 219 amino acids. The record is from RefSeq and is a predicted model, not a curated record. NCBI's taxonomy places the organism in Eukaryota, Metazoa, Chordata, Actinopteri, Cyprinodontiformes, Poeciliidae.
CUAUCUGACAGAAAGAGAGAGAGAGAAACAAACACACAAAGAGAGAGAGAUAGGAGGGUUAAAAAAGAGGAAAAAAACUACUUUGGAGAUGUGAAUGAUCGCGGGUUUGCUGCUCAUCCCACCAGCUCGCCUGUCCUAUGCGAUCGACAGCGGGAUGUGAAGAGGAAAAUGAUUGGGGCAUAAACUAUUCCCGGAGACGCCUGUCACAGCUACAGCCGCUGAAGUGGAAAGGGUGGAUGGUUAUUUCGCAAACACUUCAAGCCUAUGUAUACUCCUGCAUUCAUUUGUUGGAAACGCUUCCUAGUAUCUUCGAGAACAGCGCAGGAGGAAUGCUGCUCCGAGAUCUGAUGCCAUUUACUUUAAGUUUUUGGCCUUUUUUCAUCGCUCACUGCCUCCUGUCACAGCUUUUACUCUCAUGCAAGGGAGAGAUCCAGAGGUCAUGCUCGUGGACGGUGGCGGAGAAAGUUGGCGAACAGUGCCAGGUGGCGUGCCACUGUAGGAGAUACCCUCCCCUCCCUCCUCCUCCGCCUCCUCCACCGCCUCCUCGGCUUCUGGGAACCACAGUGGCACAGCCCAUGGUGCCGUUGUUGAGGCCCUGGUGGACGGAAGUGGACGUUAUAGUGCUUGGGACAGUGAGCUGUGCCUCAGUCGUCUUCCUCCUUUCUGCCAUCAUCAUCUGCUACAAGGCUAUCAAAAGGAAACCACUGCGAAAGGAGGAGAACGGGACGAGUCGCGGGGAGUACGCCAUGAGCAUCCGCAACAAGAAGGCCAUGGGUACAAACAACACUGUGGUAUAGACUUUUCUCCUGGUCCAGGAAGUAAACACCAUCAUGUCUACAUCAUGUCUCCUGAAAACAACAGGCCCUUUCCAACCUUUAGCACAACAUGAGUUCACCAGAAGCUUUCAGACAGGUAAACCUCUCCUCUUUGUUUGGCAUUUAGCCCGGACUGACGAUGCCCUUUCACUCAAGAGGAGCUGAAAAAAGAUGGAAAGCAGAGCAAAAUCGGAGCAGAAAAGACAGAGAGACAGGAUCCACAACUCCCUGUGGUGUCAAAAGUGGCACAGCAGACCGGGCAUUAUGCUUUUAGUAACAGCAAGUGUUGCUGACAGGCUGGUUGGCUGCAGGCUGGAGAGGAGCUGUCUGCCAGUCUGCGGCAGAUCCAGACCUCACGCACUGUUGACGUCUGCAGAGAGACAACAGGCAACCAGACGGGGAAACCAACAACAUGCAUGAUGUUUUUACAGAGAAUGAAAGAUUUUUUUAUAACCCUCCUCUCUGUCACAGUGUCCACCUUUUGUUCUCCGUUUUACCACACGCUUUGCGAAAGGCAGGAUCUGCCUCUGAGAUGUGGAUUCAUCUGACUAUGCAAUAUAAAGAAAUUAAUAUUAACAGAGAAAAAGAGCAGCAUCAACACGGGACGUCCUGGUUGUUUUACCACGCCAAAAAAAGAGACUUCUGUUCCCUGUAAUAUAUUUUAAGUCAUUCAUUUAUUUAUUUUAUUUAACUAUCUUCAAAUUUAUUUUUAUACUUAAAGAAAACUGUCCUGUAAUUUACACACAUGCUUACAAAUCUUGGACAUUUUGAGGAAUUUGUCCUUUUUCUUGAUUGCUCUGUUUUUUUAAGCAAAUAAUUUGUAAACUAUGUUAAUCACUAGUGAUCUUCCUGUCAGUCUGCUGAGACUCUGGUUUUUCAAUCUGGGUGUUGAGAUACAGACAAGGAAAGAAGAAGUUAGGUCCCUGAUUACAUUGGAUUUAUAAGGGAAAUUAGCAGCCAGGUGCUGCUGAUCAUGCAAAACAGAAAAUCUUACCAAGUAAUUUUGGUCUAGUUUCUAGCAAAUAUCUUAGUGCACCCGAAAUAAGACAAAAAUAACUUGCAAAUAACUUUUCAGUAUAAAAUACAGGCUUAUUUUAAGUUAAUAUUUAUUUAAUAUUGAUGAAAAAGAGAUAGUUCUGGCAGAUUAUGUAACUGAUAACACUGGAAAAACGUAUUGUUAUAAGUUGCAAACACAACUGCAUAUCUACAAAAGAAUGCCUGAAAAAUAAGACGAAUCGAGGUUUCACAAUGGCCUAGUCAAAUUCCAGGCUUCAGCCUGUUUGAAAAGUUGGUUGGGAAUUUCAGAGAGGGUUGCAGUGAUAAGACAGAAUGGAGCUCCAACUUAAAAAAAAAAAAAAAGAGUUAAUUUGUUCUAUGUAAUAAAAUUAAGUUUGUAAAACGUGUUUAUUUAAAGCUUUUUUAACACUACAACUUAAUAAACUUAAUAUAUUUACUUGUAUAUAAGAAAAUAUACUGUAUAUAACCUGAAUUUGUUUACUUGUGACAAAUUAACAUUUUUUAAAGUGAGAUCACCUAUUUUUUUUUUCAGUUUGGGCAAUAAAAAUGUAAAAUACACUAAACAUCUGCUUUGUUGCUGCUAAUGGUGGCUGUAAAAGCUACGGAAUCAAGAGGUGUACUUACUUUAUUUUUCCCAUGUCUGUAUUUCAGCUCACCAGAUUUAAAAACUAAAGUCAGCCUCUAUGAUGUGCUAUGUGAAUGUGUGUUUCCAGACGUUUUUUUCUGUACUCCUUCACGCAAUAGUCUCAAAUCUUAACGGUUUGUUUCCAGUCACGUGAUCAGCCUGUACGGAGAGAAAUUAGUUCCAAUAUUAUUGUGAGCAAAGACAUAAGUAAAAAAAAAAUUUAUUGGAAAAAAAUUUAUUUCAAAAAUUAAACUUUGAAAAAAAAAUCUCAAUCAAAAAAUGUUAAAGAAUAAAGUUAGUCAAAUUUAGUCUGAAUUUUUCUGGAGGGAAAAACAUAAAAUAUAUAGAAAUAAAUAAAUAAAAUAUGAAAAGUAUCAAACUGCAAAAAGUUAGCACAACUUUUGGAUAAAUAUUGUAAAUUACUAAGUAAAUUGAAGUUUUUUUAAUAAAAAUUUUUGAAACAAGUAUUUGGGCCAAAAUACUUGUCCCAAAUAUUUAUAUUUUAUUAUAGAUAAUAAUAAUAAUAAUAACAAUAAUAAUAAUAAAUUUACCAUAAUCAAGUUGCACAAGAAAAAAGUCGUAUGCUAAUAUCAUUUUUGUUCUCACAUUAUUUAGAUUUUAUUCUUGUUCAACUUUAUUAUCAUAAUAUUAUGACUUUAUUGUCAUAAUACUAUGACUUUAUUCUUGUAAAAUUACAACUUUAUAUUCAUAAAAUUGUUACUUUAUUCUCUAAGUAUUAUAACUUUAUACUUUUUACGACUUUUGUCUUGUAUUAUUUACUUUUGUAAAAUUACAACUUUUUUCCCUUAUGAGUUCAUUCUCAUUAUUAUUUCUUUUUUUAGCAUUGCCCUAAUACUCAGUCAUAGAAUUUUUUUUUCAAAUUAAAAUUUUUUAAUUUUUGUUUUUUAUUUGCAACAAUACUGGAACAAAUUCCUCUCCAUAAGCCCGACACCUUCAGCCAAGUUUUGUCCAAAUCUGACACUCUUCAUUUUUUCCAUCUUACACUGAGCUUUGCCUGUAGUUGCAGAAACAGGGGAUGUGAGUGCUGGGCUGACUUUGUGGCUGAAGACUUAUCCAAUAGCAACAGGAUCAGGUUGCACUGAGGAUUUCCACAGCAGGGAGGAUUGUGACUCAGUGCUGUCACAGCCAUCCUCCACAUCUUCAGUGGAAAAACACAACGGCUCUGCUUUUUCUUUUUCAACGUUAAAGCAGCGUGUGUCCAUGCAUGUGAGUGUGAAUGCGUUUGGAUGUGAGUAUCUGUCUGUAUGCGAGUGUGCAUGCAGAUGAGGACUUUGAGAUAAGAGUCUGUGAAUGUCAGAGAUGCAUAGAUAUUGGCUAAACUGUUGAAUUUUGGAAGAAAAGAAGAAAAAAAUUUUAAACACAUGCUUGCAUGUAACCAUGCACAAGUAUUAGCUAACAGUAUACCCCACCAUGUACUUAUAUGAGAAAAAUGAUGGAUGCAUGAAUGUAAAUAUUGAUAUUUAAAUAUCUGCCUUCUGGACUGUUGAUUCAUGUACAGCGUAACGGCUCAGACGUUUAUACAUAGUAAUUCUCAAUGUGCUACCAUUUAGAUCCAUGUAAAUGUUGUCAUGUUGAUGGAGCAAGCCAUUAAUGUAUAUAUGGCAAUCAAUAGUACACACAAAAUUUGUGCAUUAUGACAGAUAAAAAAAAAUAUGUGCAAAACUUGAUCUCACUGCUGAGUUUUUCAGCAGUGAGACUGCUGAGUUGUAAAUAAAACUGUAAAUAACAA